Molecule: messenger RNA, 5825 nt
Organism: Lucilia sericata (common green bottle fly)
Lineage: Eukaryota; Metazoa; Arthropoda; Insecta; Diptera; Calliphoridae
Gene: pasilla
Product: RNA-binding protein Nova-1
Exons: 9
Coding region: 2775-5405 (876 amino acids)
Biological process (GO): mRNA splicing, via spliceosome; regulation of alternative mRNA splicing, via spliceosome
Cellular component (GO): nucleus; cytoplasm
Molecular function (GO): mRNA binding
Source: RefSeq, a predicted model, not a curated record
GGGCGCAAGCACAGCAACAACAACAACAAAUAUUUCAAUUCCACACACUAUUCCGUUUUCAACUUGUUCAUGUUGUUUAAUAAAAUUCUCAUUUCAGUUGUGUUUUUCACAUUGAAAACAACGGAGCACAUGCGAGAUAGUUUCAGUGUGAACGUACUUAUAAAUAAAAAUAACUUUUCUGUUAAAUUGAUAUAAUAAAAUAAAAAAGAAAGAAAAAAUAAUAAAAAACAAAAUCUAUAGCAAAACGUGCUUUUUUUCCUUUGCUUUGUGUGUGUGUGUCUAUGUGAAUGGAACGAAGAAUACCUUCAGUUGGAAACGCGCUCUAAUCUUUAAGAUACAAAAAAAUAACAACACAAAAAAAGACUAAAACCAAAAACGAAAUAAUUCAAAUAAAUCAAACAACAUUGUAACCAAACAUCUAACCGUUGUUGCGUGUUGCAUUGCUUACACAGCGAAAGAAAUCACCAAAAUUACAAUAAUUAAUCUAAGGAAGUCAUUAGUGGCAUAAGCUGAAGCAAAAAACAAAAAAGAAAAACUCACAAUUACUUACCUUUAAUACAAAACCAAAAACAGAAAGCAAGAAAGAAAAGAAUCAUACAAAUUAAGCUUGCAAGUCAAAGCUAAAAGGGCAAAUGAACGUAUAACUACUGCAAGGACUAAAGCAAAUCACUUGAAGCUUGAUCUUAAAGACGCCAAACGCCUUCAGGAUAUCAAAAUAAAAACCCAAAUUAAGCUUUCAUAGCAUGAAUAUCAAAUUGUAAGCUAAACCAAGAAAUAAAAAAUAAAAGCUUUAAUCACAAUAAAAGUAAGGCUACCAGCUCUUUUACUCAGCAAGCGUUUUAUAAUUGUUGUCUACUCUCUCUCUCUCUCUAUAAUACAAUCAUCAUUAUCCACGUCAAGGAUAUAAAAACGAAUAUAACUUUCCCAAAAAAGUUUAAAAUAUAUACAUACAUAUAAAACUAAAUAAUAAAACUUAGUUGUGUUUUUAAUUUUGGUUUUUUUGCUUUUUACGCUCAUCAUCCCAGAAAAACUGUCUCUAUAAUAUAAUUUACCUCCUCUGUAUUUCUUUAUAUUGAGGAUCAGCAUCUUUCGUCAGAAACCAAAUCAAAAAUCAAAAUAAAUCAUUGUCAAAAUCCGCCAAAAAAAAAAGCUCUCAAAUAAUCACCAAUACCACCACUACCACCACCACCAAACCACCACAAAACACAAAUAACAUCCAAUAAAUUAAAUUUAAAAAAAAAACCAAAUAAAUCGACUCAAAGGAAACUUUGUGUUAAUAAAAAGUUUUUUUCCGUACUUUGAAUAAAUAAAAAAAACUCAAAAUUCUCAUCAAAAUGGAAGAUGCUAACAUGGAAACUUGCCCCAGUCCUGAAAUAGGCGACUCUAGAAAAAGACCACUCGAUACUGAUCCCGAAAAUGAACAAACAAAACGCUCACAUUUCAGUUCUGAAACAUUUCCACAAAUGUAUUAAUUAAACAAAUAUUAAAAAAAAAAUAAACUAAAAUUAAACAAAAAAACUAAAACCUAAUAAAACUUGAAUGUGAUAAAAACUAAGAGAAAAAAAAUAAAUUUAUUAAAGAAAAAAACAAUGUUGUGAUAUAAACUUAAAACAAAACAAAAAAAAGCUAAAAACAUCGACAACAUUUAAAUUUAACAAAAAUACUUUAAAACAAACUCUUCACUUAAACAGAAUAAAAACUAAAGAAUAGACAUGUAAUAAGUGUUUUAAAAUAAUUAAAAAAAAAAAAAAACUAAACCAAGGAUCUCUCUACAUCUCGCUCACGCUCAGUGCUAAACGACAUCAGAAAGGAAAUAUUUCAUCUUUCCCUCAUCUUUAAACAAAAUACUAAAAGGAUUCACAACACAUGUGCUACUUGGCAAGAAAUUGAAAUUUAAAAAAAAAUCAAAUUAAAGUUUAAUUUGUAAAAAAAUAAAAAUUGCUGUCUACUUAAAGUACUGCAAAGAAACUGUAAAGUUUGUGUAGUAUUUAAAUCGCUUAAAUAGGAGAAACACGCAACACUCAGAAAAAAUUAAACAAAUUCUUAUUCCAAAAUAAAAAUUUAACUAAUUCUUUUUUAUCUUUCUUUUUAUGUUCAAAUAUUAAAAAAAAACAAACAAAAAAACAACAUUGUUUAUAAACAAAAAUCGACUCAACAUUUUCAAGCAACACUCAGAAAAAAUUAAACAAAUUCUUAUUCCAAAAUAAAAAUUUAACUAAUUCUUUUUUAUCUUUCUUUUUAUGUUCAAAUAUUAAAAAAAAACAAACAAAAUCUUUUUUAAUAAAAAAUUGGCCUAAUAAACAAAAAUCGACUCAACAUUUUCAAGCAACACUCAGAAAAAAUUAAACAAAUUCUUAUUCCAAAAUAAAAAUUUAACUAAUUCUUUUUUAUCUUUCUUUUUAUGUUCAAAUAUUAAAAAAAAACAAACAAAAUCUUUUUUAAUAAAAAAUUGGCCUAAAAUACAAAAAAACAAAUCAAAAACCAAACUUAUGCUCUAAAACUAAAAUCAAAAUAAAUUGAAUACCUCACAGCAACAAAUGUUGAUAAGCAAUGUUUAUAAACAAACCUAAAGUUAAGCAGCAAUGAAACAAAUUUGAAAGUAAUCUAAACAAAGGAAUACUUUUACUCACCAAAUACGUCCAAGCCACAAAUUUAUAUCUAUCUAUAUAUAUAUAUAUUAUAAGGAAACAAAAAAUUAAGACUGAAAGUUAAAAAAGGGAAAAUUAAAAUUUUAUUUCACAAUUAAUUGAGUUGAGAGUUGUGUAAAAGAGGAAAUGUCACAAAUGAAUACAUUAACGGAAAGUUUAAUGUCCAAUGCAUUUGAUUUGAUGGGAGGUUCAACCAUGGCUCAACAGUUUCUGGAACAUAUGGAUCUGUAUACACAAAGGCAACAACAACAGCAGCAGCAACAUCAGCAACAACAGCAACAGUAUACAAUGGCCAGCAAUCUAACAGAAACACAGCAGCAGCAACAAUUUAUUAAUAAUAACAAUAAUAAUAAUAAUAAUAGUACGCAGAACGCAUCACAACAAAUUGAUUUUUUAUUUAAUCAUCAAACGCAUACGCAACAAUCAUCAGCGGAUUCCUCAGCUUCUUCCUCGCCCACCAGUCAAUUACUGCAACAUAUGUAUAAACAACAACAGCAACAACAACAACAACAUUCAACAUCUUCCUCACCUUUAAUGUUAAUGAAACAACAACAACAGCAGCAACAAUUUGAUAAUCAUCAACAUUAUACGCAACAUCAUCAGCAACAGCAUCAUCACCAACAACAACAACAACAACAACACCAGCAACAUUCCUUAAGAACAUCUCCUACCAACAACUUAGAAAAUAAUAUUUAUAAUACCUCACAGCAUUUAUUAAAUUUAAAUAUACAGAUGGAUUCCUCAACUACAUCACUACAACAGCAACAACAAUCAACACAAAAUCUAGUUAAGAAUAACACAACAACAACCACAGCAGCAGCAACUACUACUAGCAAUCUUAACAACAAUCUUAACAAUAACAAUUUAACUAACACAACAACCACAAACAAUAAUACGAAUGGUAGCAAUAUGACUUCAUCACCACCCACAACAACUUCUUCGUCGUCCUCAUCAUCCACGGUUAUCUCAACCACUACUCAACAGCAACAACAACAACAGCAGCAGCAACAAACAACGCCUCAUCAGCAUCAGCCACAUGCGCAACAUCCACAUCAACAUCAGCAUCAACAUGCUGCUGGCACAACUUCUCCUUAUAAAUCCUGUUGGUGUUAUGGUGAGUCUGUUUGUUCUGGAUUAGAGGUUGAAAUUGAAAAUAAUAACAAUAAUUAUCAUCAUGGUGAUUCAACCUAUCACAUGAAGAUCUUAGUGCCAGCAGUGGCCUCCGGUGCCAUCAUAGGCAAAGGAGGCGAGACCAUAGCCUCUUUACAAAAAGAUACCGGUGCUCGUGUUAAAAUGUCCAAAUCACAUGAUUUCUAUCCAGGUACUACCGAACGUGUGUGUCUUAUAACCGGCACGGUGGAAGGCAUUAUGACUGUACUCGAUUUCAUUAUGGACAAAAUCCGCGAAAAACCCGAUUUGAAUACAAAAAUCUUGGAUGCCGAAAACAAACAGAGCCAAGAACGUGAUAAACAAGUGAAAAUUUUGGUGCCCAAUUCCACCGCUGGCAUGAUCAUUGGCAAGGGUGGUGCUUACAUUAAGCAGAUCAAAGAGGAAAGUGGUUCUUAUGUACAGAUUAGCCAAAAGCCCAAGGAUAUUUCAUUGCAAGAACGUUGCAUUACCAUCAUUGGCGACAAGGAGAACAAUAAAAAUGCCUGCAAAAUGAUCUUAUCGAAAAUAGUGGAAGAUCCUCAGUCGGGCACUUGUUUGAAUGUGUCGUAUGCUGAUGUUAGUGGGCCGGUGGCAAAUUUCAAUCCUACCGGUUCGCCAUAUGCCACCAAUCAGAAUGCUAUUAAUUCGAGUACCGCCUCGUUGAAUUCAACUCUGGGUACGACAAUUGGUGGUGCCGCUUCGGCAGCUGGUCUACUAGUCAAUGGUACGGGCAUUAAUUUGUCCUUGAAUUUGAGCACACCAAAUCCAGCACCAAAUCUAGCAUUGGCCACACAGUUAUUGGAACAUAUUAAGGUCGCUUUAAGAAGUUUAGGCUAUUCCGAAACCGCCACCACUGAAGUGUGCGCUGCCUUAGGUGUUUUAGCUAAAUACGGUGUACUCGGUAUGGGUGUCGGUUUGCCACACGCCAAUGGUGCUCACACAACACUCGGCAGCUAUUUGGGUGUAUCCACGUUGGAUCAGCAAACAGCCGCCGCCAAUGCUGCCGCCAGUGCGAGCAAUGUUUUCGGUGCCGUCGGUCAAGUCAAUUUGGAACAAUAUACAGCCGCAGCUGCAGCCGCCGCUGCUGCGGCCGCCUCGCGUCCCACGCAAACACAAUUGGAUGUUGCAGCGGCUGCAGCCCAAUUCGAUCAUUUCCGUCAUUUAGGAAGUGCAGCUACAGCCGGUCAAGCUGCCACACCCGUGUCAUUGAAUAAUAAUAGUUUUGGUUUAACCGCUGCUACAGGUACCGCCACUACGGCACCCACAUUGGGUGCCAAUGCUGCCCAUUCGUUGAGCAGUCUGAGUAAGAGUCCCACACCGGGUGAUUUGGGUGCCAAGGAUACCAAAAAUGUGGAAAUUCCUGAAGUUAUUGUAGGCGCUAUCUUAGGUCCAAAUGGUCGUAGUUUAGUUGAAAUACAACAUGUAUCGGGCGCAAAUGUGCAAAUUUCAAAGAAAGGUAUAUUCGCACCUGGCACUAGAAAUCGUAUUGUAACAAUAACUGGUCAACCGAGUGCCAUUGCUAAAGCUCAAUUUUUAAUUGAACAAAAAAUCAACGAGGAGGAGACAAAAAGAGCGCGACAAAUUCCAUUAGCCACUGUUGUGAAUUAAAAAACAAAUUAUUUAUACCUAAAAAAUAUAAAUAUAUAUAUAAAUAAUUAUAUAUACAUAAAAGAAUUCUAUAUAAAAAAACACACACACACCUACACCUCUACAUACAUACAUACACCCUUAAUAAUUUGUAUAGAAAUUUAAUUUAACAACAAUUGUUUUUAAACAAACAAAAAAAAAAAGAAAUAAUUUUUAAAAUUCUUUCUGUAAAAUCAUUAACAAAAAUUAUUUAUCUUCAAAAAAACAAAGUAAUGAAUCUAAGCAAAACAUUCAUUAUUUUCCCCACAACUCCUCACACAUGUAAGCAUUACAUACAAACAACUAAUUUCAUUAACAAACAAUUAACAAUAUGAAAAAAAUAAACAACAAAACGUAAAAAAACUUAGUAAAAUAUUUAACAAAAUUAAAAAAAAAAAACAA